Molecule: messenger RNA, 1058 nt
Organism: Pimephales promelas (fathead minnow)
Lineage: Eukaryota; Metazoa; Chordata; Actinopteri; Cypriniformes; Leuciscidae
Gene: dgcr6
Product: DiGeorge syndrome critical region gene 6
Source: RefSeq, a predicted model, not a curated record
GGACGCCGCUGAUGCGCAUGCGCUAAACUCUUCAUUUCAAAACAAUCAUCAUCACUUGCAUCUCAAGAUUGUCUUUGUAUUUAAACUCAACACACCUUUAAAAUUCAUCUUUUCGUCUCUGGGACUUGAAACAUAAAGCGAGGUUGAAUGUGUAAUGGACACAUACUGCAGUGAUGAUCAGUCUGAUGCUGCCAGACAACAAGAGAGACACUAUUACCUGCUGUCAGAGCUGCAGGCGCUCGUGAAGGACCUGCCCAGCUCGUUUCAGCAGCGUCUGUCGUACACUACACUCAGUGAUCUGGCUCAAGCGCUCAUCGACGGGACGGUGUAUGAAAUAGUGCAAGGCCUGCUGGACAUUCAACACCUGACGGAGAAAAACCUCUAUAACCAGAGACAGAAACUACACAGCGAACACAGAGCACUCAAGCAGGAUUUGGUUCGGAAACACAAACAGGCUCUGCAAACGUGCAAGUCUCAUAAUUUGGCCGUUUUGAAAACCAAUCAGCGAGCCGAAAAUGAGGCUCUCGAUCAGCGAGUGAAAGAAGAGCAGAGGAUGAUGGAUGAGAAGAUCGUGGCUGAAAUGGAUCAGAAGGUUCUGGAUCAACAGAACACGCUGGAGAAAGCGGGCGUAUCGGGUUUCUACAUCACCACCAACCCGCAGGAGGUGAUGAUGCAGAUGAAUCUGCUGGAGCUGGUCCUGAAGCUGCAGCAGAAAGAGACUGUUUCUGGAUCUCUGCCCUGAGACCCUCGCCUGCCUGAUCUCCGAUGGUGUGGAAAGCUGAAUGAUUACAGUAGGACGUCAGACCUUCAAAAGUGUUGGAGUCUCUUUUUGUUGACAUUCAUGUGGUGAUGAUGAAAGGUCAUGACCCUGGACAAGACUGAAAAAGUGCCCACAUGAACUUUCCUUUUGACAUUAAAUAUUGUUUUUUAGAUUCUGAUUGUUAUGAUUUGUGUUCUAUGUUAAGCAACUGUAUUAUAAAAAUGAAAACUGACAGUGUGUUUGUUUGAUUUAUUUAUUUUUCAACAGGAUUUGCGUUAUUAAAUCAGAUCAAGCUUGA